This is a messenger RNA of Aedes albopictus (Asian tiger mosquito), 4634 nucleotides long. RefSeq names its product heme transporter FLVCR2 (gene HisT). Gene Ontology annotation, molecular function: heme transmembrane transporter activity; heme binding. Gene Ontology annotation, cellular component: membrane. Lineage: Eukaryota; Metazoa; Arthropoda; Insecta; Diptera; Culicidae. Bases 1821 to 3245 code for a protein of 474 amino acids. The transcript is spliced from 10 exons. The record is from RefSeq and is a predicted model, not a curated record. Gene Ontology annotation, biological process: transmembrane transport; heme export.
AAUCCGUUCUGCGCCCGAUGUCAUCCUAAUAGAUCGAGAGUGAGUGCGAGAUGUGGAUGCUCUCGCGUGAUGUUGGAUUGGAUUCAGCCGACCUAAUCUGGAAGCACUGCCGGUGAUAAGGGCGAUCCAAACAUUCGUUCGUGUACCUCGCUUGGGUUUGGACGCGUUUCCGAACGUGUACGUGGUUCUCCUUCGUGGAAUCGGUCCUUGCCAGCGCAGACACAGCAUCCGACCAGGAUAUUCCCAGCGCUAGAACGCGCUAGUCGGGCGUCAUUCGCGUUCCAAUCGUCAGUCGAGUUGCACGUGUUUUCCGCCGCUUGGUGCUUUGUGGUACGUCUACCUUUGCUUUGCUGUGGCGCGAUUGAUACCUGAAGUGUGGUGCCGACAUCGGACGACGCGUUUGCAGCAAUCAGAGCAGGCCUUGUUUAGGCUAGCAGGCAGAGUGUGGGAGUGAUUUGCUGAAGUGCGCCUACUUGGAUGGCAACAUUUUAAGGUGUUGUUGAUUUACACGUUGUUUAAGAUUCGCGUCAAUUAAAUCGUAUCGCUCUGAUAAGGAGAGUAAGGUUCAACCGUUGAUCGUCGGAAUUUAUAAAGGGGUUGUGUUUGUGUGAACCGCUGGUUUAUUGACAGUUUAUUGCAAUUUGAGUGAUUAUUUUGAAAAGCCUACUUUAUGAGAGCGUGAGUGAUACUGGAUUUGUCCGAUAACUAGUUGUCUGCUGAUAACGGCGAAGAAACUGUCCGCAACACCUGAGUGAUAAUCAAUAAUAAUGGAAUAAUUUCAUGAGUGAUUUUCGGCCUAUAUGGUGAAUAAUUUAGUGAUUACGUUUCGUCGCCCGAGGCGGACUGAGCGGGAAUCCCGAAAACACACUGCAACUCGUUAAAACUUUGGAUCGCAAUACUACGUACCAACCAACUGGUGAAAGAAGACGCAAAGUCUAAACCACCGCCAGCCACCCUAUCGCAAUUCCACCACACAGGCUCCACCUUUGGCUCCACCAGUAACUGAAAUCCUCCCACCACCACCCGUCACAGUGUGCUGCUGUAAAUAGAGCUGCUUCCCCGGUUGCAUACACCCAGGAAACUAUAGCAAGCAACCAACCAACUGUCGUUCGUUUCGUCCUCAAACGAUAGAACACAACGACUUGCCAUCCUCGACAAAAGGGCGUAUUAUUUCUGGCGUCGCCUACUUCGUUACGAUUCCGCAAAAUUCCGUGGAAGCAUGCUAAAAUAGAUCAACAAUUUAUAGCAUUUUAUUAAUAUUUAACGAGGCCAAAAUUGAAACGCGAAAACGACAAAUCGGAUAGAUAUAUAUACAACUAGCUCCGGUGCAAGGCGAGAAAGCAGAAUGCCAAGGGAAAACUAAUUACCAUUAUGAUGCAUCAGCAAUCGAUUAUGGGUCUAUUUUCGACACAAUAAUCGGAACUGACAAAUCGAUAUGCCCCUGAAACUGCUCGUAUAAUUCAAUCGAAAUCGGUGGACUACGAGUGAGAAAUCAUCGGCUGAGCUGGUUUUUUGCUAGACAAAGCAUCCAUUCUCCUGGAUAGAAUAGUAGUACAAUAAAGAAAAAUGACAAUAAUCAUAGUACCUUAUAGCGCAUAGAAAAUCUCUACUAUCUACUCACUCUACCCAACACCACUCGAAACAGAAAAAGUCAUUUAGAAAAUAGAAAAAAGCAGACGCAACGAGUAACGGGGCUAUCCAUCAGGGGUAGUUUUCCACAGAAACGACAGCCAAAAAGCGAGAGCGAAAGACGGAAGUUUUUGACCUGACACUAUAUAGUUUAGCGGAAGCUCUCUAUUGAACGACAGCGACACAUCACAAUGGAUUUAAAGCACUCCAACGUACCGGAAGUGACGGUAGUGGCCGAUGCAUAUAUGCCCGGCAGCAAAUCGUCCGAUCUGAUCAAACCACCCAUCAAUGGUUCCAGCGCAACGUUGGACAAACCAGCACUACCACCAGGAGAGUUCAAGGUGUACAAGCGGCGAUGGCUGGUGCUGGCAAUAUUCGUAAUGUAUUCCGCCUCGAAUGCACUCCAGUGGAUCCAGUACAGUAUUAUAGCAAACAUAGUUCAAAGAUACUACAACAUUACCAGCACAUGGGUCGACUGGACGUCGAUGAUUUUCAUGAUCCUCUACAUUCCGCUCAUCUUUCCGGCCAGCUGGAUCCUGGAUAAACUGGGUCUGCGGAUCGCAGCAAUCAGCGGUGUGCUAGGCACUUGCCUGGGCGCUUGGAUAAAAUGUUUCUCCGUCCGGCCGGACCUGUUCUGGGUGGGAUUCAUCGGACAAUCGAUUGUGGCCGCUUCGCAGGUGUUUAUCCUAUCGCUGCCGGCAAAGGUCGCUGCGGUAUGGUUCGGCCCCGAUCAGGUCUCCUCGGCGUGCAGUAUCGGUGUUUUCGGAAAUCAGCUUGGAAUCGCAGUAGGCUUCCUGUUGCCACCCAUACUGGUUGAAAAUCACACCGAUUUGGAUCUAGUGGGCGAUGAUUUGAAGCUGAUGUUCUACAUCGUAGCCGGAUUCACCAGCUUGCUGGUGAUCCUAGUACUCAUCUUUUUCAAGGCGGCUCCACCAACGCCGCCCUCGGCAGCCCAGGAGGCAACCAAGACGCCCAACCCGCUCCAAUCGUCACCAUUCCUGCACUCCAUCAAGCGACUAAUGCUGAACCGGAACUACGUCCUGCUGUUGGUGUCCUAUGGCAUGAACGUCGGUGUGUUCUAUGCCAUCUCAACCCUUCUGAAUCAGAUCGUACUCACCCACUACCCGGGGCACGAGGUGGACGCCGGCCGCAUCGGAGUCUGUAUCGUAUUCGCCGGCAUGCUGGGAUCCGUCGCUUGCGGUGUCGUGCUCGAUAAGACCCAUCGAUUCAAAGAGACAACUUUAGCAGUAUACAUAUUUACCAUGAUAGGCAUGUGGAUCUACACUUUCACCCUAUCCGUCGGUCACAUUGCCGUAGUUUACAUUACGUCGUCGCUGUUAGGAUUCUUCAUGACCGGAUACCUUCCGGUGGGCUUCGAGUUUGCCGCCGAGCUGACCUACCCGGAACCGGAGGGAACCUCCACCGGGCUGCUGAACGCGGCGGCCCAGGUGUUCGGCAUCGCCUUCACCAUGAUCUACUCGGAGAUUCUCAACAGCACCGGCGACAUCAUCGCGAACGUAACGAUGGCUGUGAUGCUAUUCAUCGGUUCGGCCGUUACGGCCAUCAUCAAGUCGGACCUGCGGCGCCAAGCGGCCCAGAACCCGACCGGUGCUUAAAGUGCCCAUCUGCAACUCCCAUCGCAAUUGUUCUCUGUCAUGGUUGGUAAGAAAAAAAAAACCCGUCACCCGAUCAUGUAAAACGGAUUUUUUAGGGAAAACAAUUUUUCAAAUCUUGAGAAAGAGGAUGAUUAGAGAAAGUGUAUAUUUUGCUGUUAUUUAUUCGCGCCGUAUCACACGUUGUUGAUUGGAAAGAUAUUUAAAUUAUUUUUAUAGCAAAAUGAACAUAAGAAGUAGCAAAUUUGAAAACCCAAACCAAAUAACUAGAAGACGAACAAAAAUUGAAAAUUUCGGUGGAUUUCAGUCUUCCAAAAUCCGCUCGGGGUAAGUAGGCUGCGGAAAUUAAUUAGCCGUCGAGCAAACUGUAAUCGGAUGCCGUCAAGUGAAUUCUUCCGCGAAACCCGAAUUUGACUGCGCUUCUCGCUCGACUUGGUAGGCGGGGUGCGUCGCGACGCGACGCUGGUAGGGUGUGAAAGUCAAUUAAAAUUCGUUUUAACAUUUUCUAUUUUCCCGCAGACGCGGGCGUUUAUGAAGGUAGUAGGUAUGCUGAGAGAAGUGCUGGAAAACCGACGACGUUGCGAAUAUCUUCAAGAAUGGUGGGUGGGCGUUCGGCAGCAUACAGCUCUGGAAGAAAACGAGCGAAAAACAAGAUAAACUAAUUGUGAGCAUUAAUUUUGUUGUGGUUUAAAAAUGGCGCUCGAAUUAAGCACGUGACCCUUUUUAUGCAGCAAUGAUUAUAUAUAGGAGGCUAUGUUAUGUUGAACAUAGCAACCGAUAAAUUUCAUGUUCGCAAUUUAGGAUCGCAGUCGCCAUAGUUAAUUAUUUUUCGUGAUAUAAUGCUUGCUUUGUGAUAAACAAUUCAGUACAACGAUUGGGCCUUCUCAGCCAACUUCAAGUUUCAGUUACCAGGCAAUAUUUUUUAAAACGAAGUCUAUUUUUGCACCCACAAACAGCCUUUAUUUUCCAAACAGCUCUAAAGUCUAUCACAAAUGUACCCAUGGCUCUGUCCGCACAAAUCAUCGUUCCAAUCCGUUCCGGCAGUUCCGGCGUGGAAGAAGCUUCUCACCAGCAUGCAUCUCGUUUUGGCCCAAUCCCCUUCCUGGCUAAUCAGCGUCAUCUCCGCUUCGUUGAACGUGAAGGUCCACGCAAUGUUCCGAUCGAUGUCCUGAUCGGUAGCCCAAAAGUCCUGAUCUUUGUACUGGGGCUGGUUAAGUAGCCUGCCUAGUUCGUUGUAGUCGUCUAGGGACUGUGCCGUGGCCAGCUGCAUGCCCUUGUCCUUGCAGUUUGACCAAGCUUCUUCGUAUGUUACCUUUCCGUUUUGAAAUUCAUAAGUUCUUGAUUUGGCGCCUACUUCGAGUAAGAAUAGCGUGAAAAUAGGUACGGCAACAU